This is a messenger RNA of Gasterosteus aculeatus aculeatus (three-spined stickleback), 2567 nucleotides long. RefSeq names its product DEF6 guanine nucleotide exchange factor c (gene def6c). NCBI's taxonomy places the organism in Eukaryota, Metazoa, Chordata, Actinopteri, Perciformes, Gasterosteidae. Gene Ontology annotation, cellular component: cytoplasm; nucleus. The record is from RefSeq and is a predicted model, not a curated record.
CUUUAAAGCCUAGUUGGAAAGUUUCCUGGAUCUGAUAUCAUGGAUUCCUCCAUUUAUUUUUUCACUGUCCUUAUUUUAAGAAAUAAGAAAUCCACACCGCACCCUGGAUAGAUGUCUUACACCUCAGACUCUACCUUGGAUUUGUGUAGCUCUACCUUCGCAAUUAAAAACCUAUAUAUUGCGGUAAGGUGGUGUGAGCCUCUGCUCUCUCCGCCUCUUUGUGUCUUUCCUACUCUGCCACACGGUUUAUUUGCCAAUUCUCGCCACCGCUCGCUCCCCCGUCGCUGCGUAAAAGCCGCCGCGCUGCGCUUGGAAAUGUACUGGUUUUUGCGCACAGAGAGGUCUCCACGAUGGACUUAAAAGCCGAGCUCCUCAAGUCCAUCUGGUACGCGUUCACAUCUCUGGACGUCGAGAAAUGCGGGAAAGUGUCCAAGUCGCAGUUAAAGGUGCUUUCUCAUAACCUGUACACGGUGCUGAACAUCCCACACAACCCCGUGGCCCUGGAGGAGCACUUCCAGGACGAUGACGACGGGCCGGUGUCUAACCACGGCUACAUGCCCUACCUCAACAAAUACAUACUGGAUAAGGUCAAAGAGGGGAUGUUUGAUAAGGAGAAGUUCGACGACCUGUGCUGGAUGAUGACCAUGAAGAAGAACUUCAAGGGGUUACCACAGGGGGCUCUGCUAUCGCAAAGAGACUGUUUCAAGCUCUUCUGCUUAUUUAACCUUCUGUCUGAGGACCGCUACCCGCUGGUGAUGAUACCAGAGGAGAUGGAGUACCUCCUUAAGAAAAUCUCCACAGCGAUGAACCAGGAGUGGGACGGGAAGCCAUUGGAGGAGAUCAUGUCCCAGGAUGCCACCGCGUGGGACGGCGGCGACAUGUCCGUGUGGUCCUUCCUGGAGCACAUGGCCGCAGGCCGGCUGCUGAGGGUCACCAGCGCCGAGGCCUUCAGUCUGGCUUUGGACGAGGUCUUUCUGGAGAUGUAUCACAACGUCCUGAAGAGGGGUUACAUGUGGAAAAAGGGGCACGUACGCAGGAACUGGACCGAGCGUUGGUUUGUGCUGAAGCCCUCAUCCAUGGCUUACUACGUCAGCGAGAACUUAAGAGACAAGAAAGGGGAGAUCCAGCUGGAUAAGAGCUGCAUCGUAGAGCCCAUUGCGGACAGGGAGGGGAAACGCUGUUUGUUCUGUGUGAAAACCCACAACAGAACCUUUGAGAUGAGCGCGUCUGACCAGAGGCAGAAGGUGGAGUGGACUCAAGCUAUUCAGACAGCCCUCCGCGUGCAGAGCGAGGGCAAGUCCUCCCUCCACCACGAACUUAAGCUCAAGAGACGCGUCCAGCGGGAACACAGCCAGCGGGAGCGCAGCCGCAGCGACCGGGGCAGCUGCAGCAGCCGCAGCAGCCAAUCGGACGACUCCAACGUGCACGAGACGGAGAAGGAGAAAGACAGAAAGGAUACGGAAAUAGAAAGCAUCAUACAGCAUGCACGCGAAUUAGAGACCAGGCGGAGGGAGGCUGAGGAAAAAGAGAGGAGGAAACAGAGGGAGGUGCAGCUGGAGCUGGAGAGGCAGCUGAAAGAGGCCGAGACGUUGAGGGACAGCAUGCAGGCCGAGAUGCAGGAGAAGAAAAAGGAGGCCGAGCAACAGAGAAAGAGGAUCCAGGAGUUGGAGCUGACGCAGCGGAAACUUGAGGCGGCUCUCAACAUGGAGAUCCACGCUCGGCUGGAGGAGGAGAGGGCCAGGCAGGAGCUGGAGAGGUUGCUGGAGGCGGAAGAAGCAAAGAAGAAGCAGUUCCAGCUGCUGCAGGAGCAGCAGAGGGCCUUGCAGUGCCUCAGCCCCAUACCGGAGGCGUUGGACAGCAGUCCGGAGGACCCCACCCCCUCAGCUCUUCACUCUGCCUCGCAGGAGCUCCAGGAUCUGCAGGCCUCUCGCCAGAGGAGCCACCAGCACCUGGAGGAGUUGCAAGAGAAGCUGAGGUACGCCAGUCAACACGUACGGCACUGGAACGUCCAGCUGAACCGCCUGAUGAAACCCAUCGGCCCCGGAGAACGCUUGGAACAUCGCCUAUUAUCAAAAAACAUGUGUCCCAAAAAGGAAGGAGCCCUGGCCAGUAACGAGUUCAUCUCCAAAUUCAAGAAAACAUCCGACCAGAGCAGCGGGACACCUGAAGACAUCGAGACGCUGGAGGUGCAGAUGGAGGCCGCCGACCUGUCGGAUGGAUCGGACGAAUCGCAGAGGAAACCCAACGGACAGAUGUGAUCCAAAAUGUCACAAAUCAAAUUUCAUCACGUGUUUAGAAGAAGAAAGGUCAUUUACAAUACAGAAAAGUAUCUGGGCAAACAAACGUUGUAACAUAUUUAUAUUCUAACAUGCACAAGACGGAGAGCAACAAUGACAAGCAAAAUGUGAUUCAUGAUUUAAAGAAAACGCAGCAGAUACAGAACAACAGACAUUUAUAGUUUUGUAUAAUACAUUUUAUUAGUGAAUAAUAAAACAUCAAUUUAUGAAAUUUGUCACUUUUUAUGGACAACACUAUUGAAUAAACACAACCCCUCUCCUUUAACAUUA